This is a messenger RNA of Naegleria lovaniensis, 1095 nucleotides long. RefSeq lists its product as uncharacterized. NCBI's taxonomy places the organism in Eukaryota, Heterolobosea, Eutetramitea, Acrasida, Naegleriidae. The coding region runs from base 1 to 1095 and encodes 364 amino acids. The record is from RefSeq and is a predicted model, not a curated record. The transcript has a single exon.
AUGCCAUGUCGAGGAAAUUCUCUUCAUGAACAGCCCUUCCCGAGAACAGUUUGGAACCCAAGUAAGGAUCGUCUGAUAGUUUCCGAAGAAGAAUGGUAUGUAGAUGAAGAUGAGGAGGAGGAUGAAAUUGUAGACGAAGCAAUUCAUGAAAUGAUUGAUGAAGAAGAUUUUUCGGAUCAAGAAGACUCAGAUAUUGAGGAACACAUUCCAACACCUCGUGAUCAUGCUCUCCAUACGGAUCAACUCCGUUACCGAGCUGCCCUUAAUGGUCAUGUAUUCUUUUCUCACAUUCCGAAGCGUUUAGGAGAGGUGUUUAAUGUGGAAUGGUGGUAUUAUCAAUCCGUCGUGAAUCCAACUUCCAUGCCCAUGUUUGUUGGAUUGCCUGUGAGGGAUUUGAAGGAGCUAGAUAAUGAAGAUCAUCAUGCAGGUCGUUUCGAAUUGGGAAAGGCUAUUCACUGCAGAGAUUAUCAUUUGACUCUUAUGAAACCCAACACUACAUCUUCUUCGGAGAUGACUAUUUCCUAUCAUGACAAGCUUAGUAGGUUUUGGUCCAAUUACUUUUUUGACAAUUUCAGUGUGUUGAGCAGUGUAGGUGGAUUGCAAGCUCAGCAGAAUGAAGAGUGCAUGAAAGACACCUCCAGCUUUCGUAACAAGAUGAGUCUAAACGAGACUCAAGAAUGGAAACAUGGUGUGAUCCAAACGUGGACCUUUCAUUCAAGACCAGUCGGUAGACAUGAGAAAUCUCUACACAAAACGGUACCUCAGAUGGUAGCCAACACUGCUGGAAAUAUGGAAACAAGAUCUUUACACCGAAUUUGUUCCACUCCUACUGAAGAAAUAGCUCCCUCACAAGAACCUCAUCUCAGCGACUUGCUAGACAUGUCUCAACAGCAAGAGUUAAGGGUAGAGCAAGGGUGUUCUUCAGAAGAUGGCAAAUCUUUUAAUUGUAAUGGAGAACGUGACACGGGUUACAGCGAACUAAAUAGUAAUUCUUCAACAGAACCAUCAGGUGAAGAUAUCAAAACUUCAUUUCUAUCGACUUCGUUCUUGAGGGAUCAGUGGGAGAGCUUGGCCAAAGAAUUUUUCUCUCAUUAG